UGUCCCUAGGUGGCAGCAUAUCGCCGAUGAGUUGAUAACAUGUCGCUUUCUUCCCCCAGAAGAAGCUUCGUUUCGUUUUUCAGGAAACACGUUACACUUCCCAAGCCACGAGAGAUGAGCCAUUCUUGGAAGAUGCUUGGUGCUGCUGGUCAUGGGGACAGACAUCCUCUGUUCGGAGGAGCUAUAUCAGCUAGAAUCCCACACAGUGCCAGGGACAUCAGUGAUGUGAGAGAGGUUCCAGACAACCAGGAGGUGUUUGCCCAUGGCCACACCGACCAGAGUCUCAUAGUGGAGCUGUUAGAGUUCGAGAGUAAAGUCGAAGACCAAGACGCCGCGAAGUAUCACUUUGAGGACAUCGCAGGGAGUAACAAGGCACUGAAGCCGGGGACAUGUGAUGUCACUAGUGUUGUGCCCCUCUCCAAGUCAGAGCUCUCCCUGUCAGAAUGCAGUUCUGCCUGGCUGCUGAAUGGUGCACAAUGUGUAUCUAAAUUCAACGAGGAAGCCAGAAAUGCUGUGACGAUCCACCUGGGACUGUUUCGGCUACCGCAGUUCUCCACAGACGUCCUAGUAACUUUCAACGACCCCCUCAGCAUCAGCCCCGACAGCAGCAGCAUCAGCAGUGCAUCCGGAACACAAUCUUCAGAACCAUGGACCGUGCAAGACUUCCAUCGCUUGUUACACUCUUUAACACUACACGAUCCUGGAUUGUUUGGUUAGCUUGAUGGGACCUCACUCUGCCCAGUGAAUAAAGUUUAAAUUGCCUACUAAACAUGCCUAUGUAGUUAUAACAUGACAUUUCACCUCGGGAAUCAAUCAAUUACAGUUGUACAUCGUUGCAGAAGAACGAUGAAAAACUAAAACAAACAAAAACUGUCUUGUAAUUUAAUUAACUUGUUUUGUUGUAAAAAACCUGAUGGCCUUAUCAUGUUUAUUUUGCUUUUUUAUUUUUUGGAAUAAAUCCAAUUCCUUUAGGCUAUAUGAAGAAAAAAAAGGAUUUAAAAAC
Gadus morhua (Atlantic cod) is the source of this 1003-nucleotide messenger RNA. It is a transcript of the gene rangrf, whose product is annotated as RAN guanine nucleotide release factor. The record is from RefSeq and is a predicted model, not a curated record. NCBI's taxonomy places the organism in Eukaryota, Metazoa, Chordata, Actinopteri, Gadiformes, Gadidae. The transcript has 2 exons. Gene Ontology annotation, cellular component: nucleus. Gene Ontology annotation, molecular function: sodium channel regulator activity; transmembrane transporter binding; guanyl-nucleotide exchange factor activity. Bases 40 to 717 code for a protein of 225 amino acids. Gene Ontology annotation, biological process: regulation of sodium ion transmembrane transporter activity; protein import into nucleus; regulation of membrane depolarization.